Marasmius oreades (fairy-ring Marasmius) is the source of this 1994-nucleotide messenger RNA. RefSeq lists its product as uncharacterized. The coding region runs from base 2 to 1459 and encodes 485 amino acids. Gene Ontology annotation, cellular component: NuA4 histone acetyltransferase complex. The transcript has 10 exons. Gene Ontology annotation, molecular function: protein binding. The record is from RefSeq and is a predicted model, not a curated record. Lineage: Eukaryota; Fungi; Basidiomycota; Agaricomycetes; Agaricales; Marasmiaceae.
AAUGACCCGACGCGAUCCAGACGUGUCUGCCCUCACGAAUCUCGACGCUUUAAUCCUUGCACAGGCCGUCUAUGAACUAGGUGGAGAUUCUUGGUCUGAUGUAGCCAAGCUUCUUUCCAAGCAUCCUCUUUUGUCCCAUCCAAAGUCCUUUUUUACCCCCCAAUCCUGUCAAGCAUUCUACACACAUCUCAGAAGGGAAGCCUCUCUUGAAAUCACUGAAGAAGAUGUUGCCGUUCGUGCACCUCUCAAUCUGAAGCUAGCCAAAGUACGAUAUCAAGCUCGAUAUAUCCAGUUACGAGAAUUGAUUGGUGAAGAAGAGGAGAAAUUCAAGAGAAUAUGGAGCGAGAUUGAAACCAUUCGAAACGGUCAAAAUAGUGCGGUAAUACAACUCGAGUCCAAAGAGAGAACAGAUGAAGCCACCCAACUUCAUAUGGAAGAUGCCGCAAAACCUUCCUCAAGCACUCCAGGUGUAACUUUCACCUCCACUACCGAGAUCGAGCCUUCUCGAGAAGCUCAUAGUAGGGACCCGGAAGAACCGCCUUCAGGUGCGGUGUCUGGCCCGGAACCCACUGAAGGUGCACGGGAACUCGGUUUGUCGGACACCGAAAUUAUCCACGCUCAGACUAAAGAUCGCGAGACGAAAGAUGAGCAGGAGGCAACACAGAAGGCCGACGACGAUACGAGUAGUUUAUCAAACGCACCGUCUCCUCAACCAAUUCAGAUAGACGACCUUUUCGAACCUGAAACUGAGGAAAAUGAAGAUAUACCACGAGAACCAGAGCAACAAAAACCGGGCCAGGUUCAUUCCUUCGGUUUGGAACUUUCUGACUCUGUCCCCGAAGCUCAAGAUAGUAUGGUUGUCGAUGAGGCAACUUCUCAUCUUCCGAGUGGCGCUGAACAAAUCCGUACGGAGGAACCUGUUGAUGUCAGUUCUCCGGACGUUCAGCCGCAACGCGAGAUAUCCACACCAAUGGAAGUUGAGGGGCAACCUUCGGGAUCUUCUGGACCUUCUGAACCACCUAUUGAAACCCUCAAACGCACAUCCCCACAUAUAGGGGAUCAUAAUAACGACAGGCCUGUGGUUGAACGUACGUCAGAGCCCGUGUCUGCAGAAGAUGGAGGUGAAUCAUCAGAUGACGAGCCUCUCAAUAUUCAUAAGAAUCGUAAAGCCUCUCGCCGCGGUAAAUCUUCAGCGGCUGCUGCCCGUGCUGCAAAGGCUCGUCGUCGCCGUAAAUCUUCGGCAGCGGUUGAAAUACUGCCGACAGAUCAAGAUCAGGACGGAAAACCUGAAGAUAUCGGUUCACCAGACCCCGAAGCCAUCUCGACUAAACAGCAAGGCAAACGGAGGGCAUCGGUUCUCGAGGAUCAUGAUACACGCGAUAAGAAACGUGCCAGGGAUGGUUCAGAACCUGCGGAGGAAGAAGACUCAGGCAAGUGUCUACUCCAAGUCGCUCAGUAGAAGGUGGAGCCGAUGAUGAAAAGUACAUAGGCUCAAUUUCGGCAUCGGUCGCUCGCGCUCGCCGUCGGGCGGAUGCGCAAACUCCAGCCAAAAAGUUUCAGAACGUCAUCGGAAUGCUUCAUUCGCAGAUAUCCCAACACCGGAAUGGUACCAUCUUUCACAAUCCAAUCAGAGACUCCGAGGCACCCGAUUAUCACGAUAUCGUUAAAAGACCGAUGGAUCUGAAGACUGUGAAGACAAAGAUCAGAGACGGCGUGAUCACCAACUCUCUUGAGUUCCAACGGGAUAUAUAUCUCAUGUUCGCCAAUGCAAUGAUGUACAAUCGACCCGGAUCAGAUGUCUACGUUAUGGCAGAAGAUAUGAUGCUUGACUGCGAGGAUUACAUCCAGACUUUUCGCCAGACUGAAGGAUUCCUACGAGGCUCACAACGUUAGUACUCGAGUCAGCACAGUCAUUUCUGCGCUCUAUUAAUACAAUACAAUACUUUGUUGAAUGUAUGCUACAUAUAGUACAAAUAUGAUCAGAUAGCUAGCAA